This is a messenger RNA of Propithecus coquereli (Coquerel's sifaka), 1035 nucleotides long. It is a transcript of the gene RPP38, whose product is annotated as ribonuclease P/MRP 38kDa subunit. Gene Ontology annotation, molecular function: ribonuclease P activity; ribonuclease P RNA binding. Gene Ontology annotation, biological process: tRNA 5'-leader removal. The record is from RefSeq and is a predicted model, not a curated record. Gene Ontology annotation, cellular component: fibrillar center; ribonuclease MRP complex; nucleolar ribonuclease P complex. The transcript has 2 exons. The coding region runs from base 98 to 946 and encodes 282 amino acids. NCBI's taxonomy places the organism in Eukaryota, Metazoa, Chordata, Mammalia, Primates, Indriidae.
GCGCCACCCGGAGUGAGAUCGGGCCUGGGACUCCGGCAGAGACGGAUUUGAGGCAGCUUUUCCCGUUCUCUCGAGAAGACGUUUGUGGAUUGUCAGAAUGGCUGCAGCUCCUCAAGCCCCAGCGAGGGGAUCUGUUCGUAAAACAAGACCUUUAACUGUAAAGACAUCUUUGAACAAUCCAUACACUAUCUGCUGGAGUGCUCUGGAGAGAGAGGAUGUGCACUUCAUAUUGCAGACGCUUGAAGACAGGUUUAAGUCUAUUGGACUUCAGAAGAUUGAGGAUAAGAAGAAAAAGAAAAAAACAGUUUUUUUAAAAAAAGAAAGAGAAAAAUGCAGCGUAGAUGUUGAUGUUAGUGAGGACCUGAAGGAGAGAGAACCAGAGGCCAACCAGCAGGUGUCGGGCUGGACGCCUGUGCACGUCAGGAAACAGCUCGCCAUUGGUGUGAAUGAAGUUACCAGAGCCCUGGAAAGAAGUGAACUGCUUUUAGUUCUCGUGUGUAAGUCGGUCAAGCCCGCCAUCAUCACCUCACACUUGAUUCAGCUGAGUUUAAGCAGAACUGUUCCUGCUUGUCAGGUUCCCAGGCUCAGUGAGAGAAUCGCCCCCGUCAUUGGCUUAAAAUGUGUUCUAGCCUUGGGAUUCAAAAAGAACACCACUGACUUUGUUGAGGAAGUAAGAGCCAUCACUCCCAGAGUACCCAGUUUAAGUGUCCCAUGGCUUCAAGAUGGAAUUGACGAUUCCAGGGAAAAUCUGGAGAACGAAUCUUUGGAAAGCCAAGACAAAGAGACUUUGGACACUUCAUUUGAAGAUCUCUCAAAACAUAAGAGAAAGUUUGUUGAUGGGCAGACUUCUGCUGUAGCAUUACAACCCCUUAAAAUAAAGAAACUGAUCCCAAACCCUAAUAAGAUAAGGAAACCAUCCAAAAGCAAAAAAACUACUUCAAAGUGAUCUUGUAUAAACUUGCAAUUUCAUACAAUUUUAAAAAGGACACCUUGUAAAGAAGCCCUGAAACUAAUAAAAUGAAUUAUAUUUACAUA